Messenger RNA from Exophiala dermatitidis NIH/UT8656, 1413 nucleotides. RefSeq lists its product as uncharacterized. The transcript has a single exon. The coding region runs from base 1 to 1413 and encodes 470 amino acids. Lineage: Eukaryota; Fungi; Ascomycota; Eurotiomycetes; Chaetothyriales; Herpotrichiellaceae. The record is from RefSeq and is a predicted model, not a curated record.
AUGUCCCUCCCUCUCUCUGAUACCGAGCGAUGUGGCAAGAAUUUGAACGAUGACUCCACCGGAAACACGCAGGCAAACUGCUGUGCUGCCUCCCAAGAUACGCAAGUUCAACUUACUCAACCCGUCCAGCAACACCUCACCCUCCAAGCUCUCCUCGACCAGCAAAUGCCGCCUGCGACGCUUCUCUCCACUCUUUUGUCGACAAAGUCAACAAUCUCAAUUGAUCCCAAUCUUGAACAAGACCAAGCAGAUCUAGCAGAUGAAUCAGCACAGAGUGAGCACUCACCUGACUUUGUCAGUAUCGGAGAAGGACGACUCGGCCGAGUCUACGACUGGGCCCACACGGGGAAGGUGGUGAAAGUGUGUCUCCGCGACGACGACAUUGAACUACGGGUGGAAGCCGCCGUGCACAAGAUCGUGUGCCAGGCAUAUGAUUCGCUCAUUCGAGGUCCGCCCCAGUCCCAGACGCAGGCAUCGGUAUCUGUACCGUUUCACAUUCCACAAUACUACUCCAUAUCUUUCGGUGAUGAAGCCGCACAAUGGUGGUCUCGACAGCAACAUCAGUCCGCAUUUCCGACCGACGAUAAAAAGAUCAAGGAUCUAGUUGGCCAUGCACUCCUUACCGCCGAAAGAAUUCCGCCUCUCCCAAAGGUUCUCAGAGAAGCCCUGAUCGACACAUACUUUCGAGAAUGCGACCGUGCAGCCGCGAAGAAGAAUCCCAAAAACCGCGACUGUUUGGUUAGAGUGUAUUUGGGCUCUCAGAGAACGAAAUUCCAGUAUGGGAUUUUGAGAAAUAUGCCGUUGACGUUGGCGCAGAUGCAUGCCCUCAAUUUGCCUUUGGAUGGCUUUGUCGAGUCCAUGGCGGCCGCGCUGGCCAUGAUGCAUUUUGGGGCGGGGAUCGAUGCUCAUGAUGUCGAGUUUGUGCUUGGAGCGAACCCUGCGAACCCGAAUCCAGAUAACCCAGAAGUCGCGACCUCGACUAGGUUGGCCCCUGAGCACACUGACAGUGGUGGGAACAGGAACCCCAACCUCAACUUCACUUUUCGCGACGGAUAUUUACAACUCUGGGUUCUGGACUUCAACCAGUGCGGUGAUAUUACCAUGGACGAAACGGGUAUGGACAGUGCGGUCGAGGCGUAUUUUGAUAAUGAUCCCUAUUUCCCACGGCCGUACUUACAUUGUUAUGGGUCGGCGCUUGGAAAAGUCAACUUAACGACUAAGGAGGCAGUUGAGUUUGUUGGCGGGUUGUGGGCUAAAUUUGCGAGUUCAUAUAUUGCGGCCGGGAAAACGUUUUUGAAAAACGGUGAUAAGCUGGGUAGUACUGAUAGUAGUAGGAGUCUGCCGGCUAUGUUUGUUGAGAAAGUUGAGCGGAGAGCUGCUUCGGAGAUGCCUGGCUGGAAGGCUAUGCAGUAG